Glycine soja is the source of this 2841-nucleotide messenger RNA. RefSeq names its product scarecrow-like protein 13. Lineage: Eukaryota; Viridiplantae; Streptophyta; Magnoliopsida; Fabales; Fabaceae. Gene Ontology annotation, cellular component: nucleus. The transcript has 2 exons. The record is from RefSeq and is a predicted model, not a curated record. The coding region runs from base 880 to 2508 and encodes 542 amino acids. Gene Ontology annotation, molecular function: DNA-binding transcription factor activity; sequence-specific DNA binding. Gene Ontology annotation, biological process: regulation of DNA-templated transcription.
CCUUCCUUAGCAGUGUUCAACUCAACCCGACCGAGUGAUAGGAUAGUGAAUCAAUCUACAAACAACGUGUAAUUUUCACUUCUUAAUAAAUACUAGUAUUCACUACCCAACUUUUAAUUAUAAAAUCAUAACUCAGUGGCUACAAAUCCAUAGUUUUUUAGGUUAGUUGCUGGCAUUGGCAAGCAAUCUGGUUUCUCUCUCCUCUCUGCACUGCACCCCACAACUCAAACUGAGCAGUCACAGACACAGGUAUGCUCUCGCUGGACACUUCCUAGUUUUCAACUACAUGUGUUCAUGCCUUGUGGGGAAUGCCUCUAAUUGCUGUCUCAUCUGUUGGAUCAUUCAGCUCAAACUCCCACUUCUGUCUCAUUUUCAAUUUUCCGGUUUUAUCGACAAUCCCCACAUAGAAUACCCGUUGGCCAACCGACCUCCUUACCAUUCAAUUUCGUCGGGUUUCAGCAACGACUUCCACUUUUUUUAUUAGUUAAGAGAACCCCCCCCCCAAAAAAAUGAAGAAAACUACUUUCUUUUUUACGUCUAAGUCUCUCUUCUGUUACUAGUCAGUCUUGUGGUGAUCUCAAAGCCUCUAACUUUCCUCAGAGGUUGACGAUUUUCGGUUUUGGCACCCAAGGGGUUGAAUUUCCUGGCAUGUUGUGUGUCUUUAAAACAUCUAUGAACUGUUGUUGGCACUUGGCAGAUAAUUAUUGCAUCUAGCAACCCAUAAAGACGGUGACUAUGAGUAAUCUGCAAAAUUUUAAUGCUAUACUCUGUGUCUCUGAAUGACCAUCAAGUGAUCCGGUGCGGUUGGAAAGAACCUUCCGAAUUACAAAGAUUGACUACUUGUUAUUCUCAUUGGUGGAGUUAAUAGUUAUUUUGUAGAUGCAAACGUCUCAGAAACACCCAAGUUCAGCUGGUGUCCAUUUCUAUCACCAGCCUGUGCAAGGCAUUUACCAAAUGUUGCAAAGCAAUCUAUGCCAUGAUAGCAGCAGCCAGGGAACAAGUGUUUCUUUUGAAACCUGCAAGGAGCAAUACUUUACUCUAGAAUCAUGCCCAGCACCCACUACUUGUUUCGUGGAUUGUGAUGAUUCUCCUUCCUAUGCCAGUGUAUCAUCUAAAAGGACUCCAUUUUCUCCACAGGGUUCUCAGUCAUGCUAUUCAGAUCACCAGCAGUCCUCUGACAACACCUACGGUUCGCCAAUAAGCGGCUUGUCCAGUGUUGAUGACGGGCAUGAACUGAAGCACAAGCUUAGAGAACUGGAGAUUUCAUUGUUGGGGCCUGAACAAUCAGACAGUUGCGGCUGCUGCGUCGUCAAGGGUGGCCUCCAGGGAUCAUCUCAGUUGGCUAAACAUAACUGGGAUCAGAUUGCAGAGAACGUUGCACAAUUUGACUUGAAAGGAGUCCUCAGGGUAUGUGCACAGGCUGUGUCUGAUGAUGAUGUUCCAACAGCAAGAGGCUGGAUGGAUAAUGUAUUGGGGAAAAUGGUAUCAGUCUCUGGUGAUCCAAUCCAGAGGCUGGGUGCUUACUUAUUGGAGGGGCUUAGAGCAAGGUUGGAAUCAUCAGGGAAUCUCAUCUACAAAUCCUUGAAUUGUGAACAACCAACAAGCAAAGAACUAAUGAGUUACAUGCACAUUUUGUACCAGAUUUGCCCGUACUGGAAGUUUGCAUACAUAUCUGCAAAUGCUGUCAUUGAAGAAGCAAUGGCAAAUGAGUCCAGGAUUCACAUAAUUGAUUUCCAAAUUGCGCAGGGCACGCAGUGGCAUUUACUUAUCCAGGCUCUUGCACAUAGGCCUGGGGGACCCCCCUCCCUUCGUGUGACAGGUGUUGAUGAUUCGCAGUCGAUUCAUGCACGUGGUGGAGGACUUCAGAUUGUAGGAGAAAGGCUUUCAGAUUUUGCCAGGUCUUGUGGAGUUCCAUUUGAAUUCCGCAGUGCUGCAAUAUCUGGCUGUGAGGUUGUACGAGGAAAUAUUGAAGUUCUACCCGGAGAAGCUCUGGCUGUAAGUUUUCCCUAUGUUUUGCACCACAUGCCUGAUGAGAGUGUGAGCACUGAGAAUCACAGAGAUAGAUUGCUGAGGUUGGUUAAGAGGUUGUCUCCCAAGGUUGUUACCAUUGUUGAGCAAGAAUCCAACACCAACACGUCCCCAUUCUUUCACAGGUUUGUUGAGACCCUGGAUUAUUAUACUGCAAUGUUUGAAUCUAUAGAUGUGGCUUGCCCCAGAGAUGACAAGAAGCGGAUUAGCGCAGAGCAGCAUUGCGUGGCACGAGACAUCGUCAACAUGAUAGCUUGUGAGGGGGUUGAGAGGGUGGAGAGGCAUGAACUUUUGGGAAAGUGGAGGUCAAGACUUUCCAUGGCUGGAUUUAAACAGUGUCAAUUGAGUUCUUCAGUGAUGGUUGCUAUACAAAAUCUCCUAAAGGAGUUCAGUCAAAAUUAUAGGCUUGAACAUAGAGAUGGUGCUCUUUAUCUUGGUUGGAUGAACAGACAUAUGGCCACCUCUUCUGCUUGGAGGUGAAACUCACUGAUUCGAGAGUUUGCCUCCUUUUUGACCUUUAAUUGAGCAUAAUUCACCAUAUAUCCGUAGUAGUCUCUCCAUAGGACUUGAGAUUUACCUCUGUUCUAAAAUGCUUUCUGUAGAAUCUCAAAGCUCGUUGUAAAUGCUAAUACUGAAACGAAAGAAAAGAAACGUCUGUUAUGACUCUAGCAUUAUUUUCCUGCCCUCUUCCGCUGGCUGUAGUGUUAUUUUAACUAAUGUGAUAUGAGUUGGAUACUCGUUUAGUUCCUUGUACUGACUCAAAUGAGAAACCUUACACUACAGAUUUACAUUAAGCUCAAGGUUUUGUUGGUC